UCAGAUCAAAUCAGGGCAAGAUACGACAGGGUAGAACUAGCUACUUCACCCUACAAGCUUUAUCUCUUAUUUUAAAAAAGUUUAAAAUUCAAAAUGAAUUGGUGUACUUUUCUAAUAGGAAUACUAACGCUGAACAGAGUUUCUACUCAAUUCAUUCUCAAUUUAAGAGUGGGAAUAGUGGUGUUGGAAAAUGAUGCCGAUUUCGAAUGUGAUUAUUCAAACUUAGCAAUCCACGGAGUUUCUAAUAUAAAAACUAUUGAAUUUUUAAAAAAAAACACUUCAAUUCACAUAAAAAAUGCUACUGGUGAUUAUAGUUUUGGAGAUUAUGUUGGAAGGAUAAAACCUGUAAUUAUUAAAAGUGAUAUUUCAACGAUAACUAUGGAAAAGGCAACUUUCAGCGAUAAUGAUUUAUAUAGCUGUCGAGUUGAAACUGUAUUAAAUGGAACUGAAACUACAGAUGCAAAUAUGGAUGUUAAAUAUGUUGGAAAAGGCGGAAAUACAAUAAGCUUCUUGGAUGAAAUAGUAACGUCAUCGUCCUGUUCUACAAUCGAUGUUGAACUAUCCAAAGUAAUUACUGUUAGUUGUAAAUCUCCUCAAACUAUUGGUGAAACUUCAAUAACUUGGACUAGUAAUAAGACAGAACAAACUUUUUCAAAGACAACCGAUUCUCAACCUCUAGAAAUUGAUAAGUAUAACGCAACGAAUGGUAUUGUAACAACAGCCCAAAAGAAUGUGAUAGUUACAAAAAGGAACGAAAUUAUCGAAGUUACUUGUGAGUUUCAUUUACCGGAUAAUACAACUAAAAUUACAUGCGCUAAAUUAAGGGGAGAUCCUUUGAACGAAUGUUCAACAAGUCCUUGCAAGAAUGGCGCCACUUGCGUCGAUCAGUUUAAGAAUUUUACGUGUCAAUGCCCUUCUUGCUAUGGAGGGAAUACUUGCGAGAUUGAUAAAAUUGAUGAAUGCGCAAGUAAUCCUUGUCCGUCCAAAUCAACUUGCGAAAAUUUAUGCGAUGCCUAUAAAUGCACCUGUAAUGUUAACUACAAAGGACCACUCUGCGACAAACAUUCGUGGAAAGAUGAAGCUGACAAGGAAUUAAGUACUGAUUCAGUUUUUGCGAUUCAAGCUAAUUUCUUGACUGCAAAACAUUACUAUUGUAAUGUUAAAACUGAUGAAUGUAUAUCAAAGUCACACAUUAGAGUUUCCACCUACUAUACCAUUCAUCCAAACACUACGGAAAAGAAAAAUAUAGAGAAAAAAAUAGGUGAUAAAGUUGAAUUAAAAUGUACUGGUGAGGGCAGUCCAACUCCUCUUCUCUUUUGGAGAUUUUCUGCUGAAGCUCAAGAUGCUGGUGGAAAUGUCACUACUCCUGAACCAACUAAAGCGUCGAUUGUUACAAAUAAGACAAUCAACUCAACGACCUACGUUAUUGACAAACUUUCUAAGGCAGACUUUGGAAAAUAUGAGUGUGUUGCUGAGAUUGGACAGACUAUUAAAAAGGUUAUUCAGAUUCUCAAUCUAAAGGAAGCACCUUCGGAGGAUGACAGUGGUCUUAAAUGGUGGAUUAUCCUUCUUAUAGUUCUUGGGAGCGUUUUGUUAGUGGCAGGAAUAGUUAUUUUGAUUGUGGUAUUGUGCAUUAAGGGUGAAUGCCCCGAAUGUUGUACUUGUUGUAAAUUACCUGCAAUAUGUCCUGCUGAGAAGUCGGUUGAAAUCUCGAAAAGAGAUCCUGCAAAUGAACCAAUGAAAAAUCCGAUUAUUAAAACAGAAACUGUAAAUGAACAAGAAGAGAGAGAUAACGAAGACGGUCUUACUUCAACAGGAAAAGGUUAUCAUUUACCUCCAUCGUAUACAAAACCAGGAGCUCUACCUCCAUUACCAGCAGCCAAUCCAGUAAGUACUCCCCCUACUACUGUUAGAGAUUUUCAAUAUAAUUCUGAGUUAUGUUUACAGGAAAAGAAAAGGAGAAGAAAAAAGAAGAAGCCUGUAGAUACAGUAGACGAGGGAGAAGAAGAUGAAACUAGAGAAAAUGCAGACUAA
This is a messenger RNA of Dimorphilus gyrociliatus, 2034 nucleotides long. NCBI's taxonomy places the organism in Eukaryota, Metazoa, Annelida, Polychaeta, Dinophilidae. The record is from the annotation of a GenBank genome assembly.